GGACGUGUGUUCGCUGCAAGUAUCAUCACUUUACAUUGGUCAUAACGCGAAGAUUCGCUGAAAGCACCUGAGCACAUCAAAGUUAGAAACACUGGGCCUUUAGUGAGCCAACUCGGGUUCAGAUUCAGAAUCACGUGCUGAAGUGUACAAAAGCACCGGGAGGGAAACGAUUCGUACCAUUGUCGACCGUCUUCAGCUGCAGACGAUUGCUUCAUCUAGCAGUGGGUUUCAGGUGAGCGGUGUUGCCUGAGUCUCCAGCUCCUGGUGCAGACAUGAGUGAGGUGAUACAACUUGCUACCCUGGGCCGUCCUUUCCAGUUGGGAAUGCUGUACGACUGCCGUUCAGAUGUUCUGAUCCCAGGCAUCACAUUGUGGGAUUUACAGACACUCCAAAGCAACGUUGGCACGCGUGAUCAGCCCAGCACUGAGUUUCACAUCAUUGCAUCUGAUGCCAUGGAUGAGAAAGCUUCUGCACUUAAUGUGUCAGGAUCUAUGAAAGUCAGUCUCAUGUGUGGGCUAGUGGAAGUGAAAGGGUCUGCAAAAUAUCUCAAAGACACAAAGAGAUCAAAGCAACAAGCACGAGUUACUCUUCAGUACAAAACAACCACCAGGUUUGAACAACUGACGAUGAGUCACUUAGGGAGGCAGAAUAUCACCUAUCGGAGUGUGUUUGAUGAGGGAUCAGCAACCCAUGUUAUAACAGCAGUGCUCUAUGGGGCCCAGGCUUUCUUUGUGUUUGAUCGAAUGGUUUCUUCAGCAGAGAAAUUGCAGGAUAUCCAGGGUAAUAUGGAGUCGGCUAUUAAACGUCUCCCUAAGAUUGCAAUUGAGGGUGAGGCCUCCUUAAAAAUGACAGAAGUACAAAAAUCAAAUGCUGAGAAAUUUAGCUGCACCUUUUAUGGGGAUUUCUCACUGAAGAACAAUCCCACCACAUUCCAAGAUGCCAUCAGCAUCUAUGCAACACUUCCAAGCUUACUGGGACCAGAUGGGGAACAUGCAGUGCCCAUGACAGUCUGGCUUUAUCCUCUCAAUAAACUAGACUCAACUGCUGUUCAACUGGUGAGGGAGGUAAGUGUGGGGUUGCUGACUCGCUGCCAGCAUGUCCUAGAACAGCUCAGUGAGUCAGUGAUGAGAUGUAACGACAUGCAGAAAGACAGAGUUGCCAUUCAGUUUCCCGAGGUCAGGGACAGGAUAGUACAAUUCCGAGAGUUGUGUCAGGAAUGCAAACUAGUUUUCCAGAAGACUUUAGCGAAAGAUCUUCCAAUCAUCCGGGGUGGUGUGGGUGAGGAACAGUUACUGGUGGAUAUACUGAAAGAAAAAGCAGAGUCACCUCUCAGACACCAGUUGCUGAUCACAUGGCUGGAUGACAAGGAAAGAGAGCUGAAGGUACUGGGACAUUAUCUCAGGAUAUUUGAAGACAUACCUUAUGUGAAAAUUGUGCGUGAUUUGGAGGAUGAAUUGAUGGAUUGCACAAUGGACUAUGUGGUUUGCUUUGCCUUUACAACGCUGCAUCAGGAGGAUAUCCAUCUGUCAGAGGCAAUCAAUUACCUCCAAUCGAACGCAGCUCCGAAGAUGCAGACACCUAUUCCUGCUGAUGGAGACUGCCGAGCACAACGUGGUGAGCAGUGGUUUCAUUCAGAAGUUGUAAAACGAAAGAUGAAAGAACAAUCUCAGUUAUUCCUUGAUUUUGCCGUAGCCAACAAAUCACAUGGGAACGUAAAAUUCCUUGUUGCUUCUGUGAAGGAUGAUAGCCACAUAGGAGCAUCAAUUUACUUGUAUGAGGGUUCGUGUAUAAAGAACCGAUGCUUUGAACCUCCAUCGCAGCCCCCAAGAGCUAUGGCUAUUGGAACAACACAUGACAGUGUGACACUGCAGAUACAUCCUCCUAGGUAUGGUAUGGGUGAGAUUGUGGGUUACAAGAUAGAGUACAAAGGUACCCAGCAGGAGGAAUGGACAACUGUGAAUACACAUGAUAAAUCUGAGUCUUUUACAAUAUCUGGGUUACAACCACAUCAGGAAUAUUAUUUCCAAUGCAGAGCUGUGACCAAGGUGGGGGUCAGCAAGGCCAGUGAUAGCUAUAGGGUGAUCACACUUCCUACAAGUUCACCUGGUAAACUGGUCUUUGAAGAUUGUUCACCCAUUGCAAAACUAUCCUGGGAUAGCCCAAGUCAUAUUGGAGAUGGUGUUAAAAUAGUUCAGUACAGGAUUGAAUAUAGAGAAGAAACAGCACUUGCAUCCAACACAGAGGCUUCAUUCUGGAUUAAAGUAAUUACAGCAGAGAGUGAAUGUCGCUAUAAUUUAAUGGGACUGCAACUUCAGACAAAUUACAGAGUCCGAGUGACUGCUGACUGUGGAGAAGCAGGUUCUAGUGUCCCAAGUGAAGAGAUUGUAAUAAAAAUAGGAGAAACAACAAAGGAAAUACCCCAGACUCUUCCCACAGAAGGGCAAUUAAUAUCUACAGGAAACCCUUCCAUUUACAUGUUGAACCUCCAGAAGGAGGUAUUUAAUGAGUCGAAGCAUCUUGUGAACUGCUUCUUUGGAAAACCCAGAAGAGGAGAAAGAAUGAAGACAAUUAUGGUUAUGGGAGCUACAGGGUCAGGAAAGACAACCCUUAUUAAUGGGAUGAUUAAUUACAUUUUGGGUGUGGAAUGGGGUGAUAACUUCAGAUACAAGUUAAUACAGGAAGAGACAGGAAAGUCCCAGGCUGAAAGUCAGACAUCCUCCAUCACUGCAUACAACCUACACUAUCAGGUGGGAUUUAAAAUUGAUUACUCGUUGACAAUAAUUGAUACACCAGGAUUUGGGGAUACCAGGGGGAUAAGCCAGGAUAAAAUGAUUACUGACAACAUUCGUGAGUUUUUCACCUCCCCACAUGGGGUUGAUCAGAUCGAUGCCAUAUGUUUUGUUGCUCAAGCAUCUUUGGCUCGCCUGACUCAGACACAGAAAUAUGUCUUUGAUUCGAUUCUUUCUAUUUUUGGCAAAGAUAUUGCAGAGAACAUUCAGAUAUUGGUGACAUUUGCAGAUGGAAAGCAUCCCCCUGUUCUGGAGGCUUUGAAGGUAGCUGAGGUACCAUGUCCCAAAGAUAAAAAUGGUAUGCCAGUUCACUUCAAGUUUAACAAUUCUGUCAUAUUUGCCCAACGUCCAGUAUCUGGAAAUGCUGCCAACAAGAGGAGCUCUGAUGACAGUGAAGAAGAAGGGGAUGAUGAUAACUUUGAUGCAAUGUUCUGGAAGAUGGGAACUAACAGUAUGAAGAAAUUCUUUAGAGCUCUUGACACAAUGGAACCAAAAAGCUUAGUUUUGACCAAAGAAGUUCUGAGGGAACGUAACCAGUUGGAAGCUACAAUGAAGGGUUUGCAGAAUCAGAUCCAAGUUGGGCUGACCAAAUUGGAGGAACUUAAGAAAACACAAGAGGUUCUGGAACAGCAUCAGAACAAACUGGAUGAAAAUAAAGACUUCGAGUUUGAAGUUGAGGUCACGUAUAAAGUACGGAAGAAUCUUGAACGCAAUGCUUCAAUGGUAAAUGUUUGUAAGAAAUGUGAAUUUAAUUGCCAUGAUCCCUGUACUUAUGCAGCAUCUAUUUUAAAAUAUUGGUGUGUAUCAAUGGAUAAGUGGGGCAAUUGCAAAGUCUGUCCUAAAAAUUGUGGCAUGAGUGAUCACUCAAGGGAAAGGUACAAGUAUGACUAUGAAAAGAUAAAGAAGAAGAAAACCUUGGGUGACAUAAAGAAGAAGUAUGAGAAGGCCUGUGGUGAGAAGAUAACACAGGAGAAGAUCAUGGAAGAGCUUAAGCAGGAAUUUGAGGGGGUUCGGAAUGCAGUGCUGGAUUUGAUUGUACAAUUAUCAGAGAGCAUUAGAAGACUUGAAGAAGUAGCUCUGAGACCAAAUCCUCUUUCCACCCCAGCUUACAUUGACCUCCUGAUUCAGUCUGAGAAAGAUGAAGGAAAACAUGGGUACAUGGAGCGAAUUCAGUCACUGAUGAUGGUGAAAAAACAGGCAGAGUUAAUUGAACAGCUAGCCUGCAAUGACGAGCAGUUAUCAGAGGAUAUGGAACAAAAUCUAUUGACAGGAAAGAAAGAUGUUCGUCAAUUGAUCAAAAGUAAAUGUUCUAAAUUUUCUGAUUGGGUGUUCGGUGAUAAGUAACCGGCAGACAUUUCAAAUGUUUUUGAUGUAGGAAGUCAAAGCUUUAUAUAGCUGAUUUAAAAAAAAUGCUUAUUAUAUAUUGCCUCCAUUCCAUUCCCCGUCUUCCCUCAGUGUUUAAUAGUGCAUCAUCCAUCCACAGUGCUGACUUCCUCCAACCAGCCUGGUGUGUCAUCCAGGUGGAGUUAUCACCAGAGAUUCUUCUGAAACUAGCUGACAUGAGCUGUUCCCUAUCUGUGUCCGUUGCUUGGAGGCAAACCUGCACAACAUCAAUGCUUUCCUUUUUCACAGGGUGCCCUAAGAUGUAUUUCCUUACUUCCUCCCUCAGUACCCUCUGUCUCUGUACCUCCAUCCAUGCAGGGUGACUGGAAAACUUCUCCCAAGUGAUGUCAAAGAACAUAGAAGGUCAUUCAGCCCACUGACCCAAUGUUGGCUUUCAAAUCAUCCCAUUUCCCUGAUAUGCUUGUCAUUUGCUCUCGAUUAAAUGCCAACCAACCCACUCAUUCACAUGUAAAGGAAAGUGAAUAAAGCUGCAGAUGUUGAAUAUCUGAAAUUAAAACAGAAAAGUUUGGAACUGCUCAGUGGGUCGGACAGCAUAUAGUGAGAGUGAACUAGUUAAUGUUUCAGAUCUUUGAUCUUCAUCAGAACUUUCAGAGGCAUCUCAGCAUGAGAACAAAUACAGCAGAGAUGUAGAUUAAAGUGAACAGCCCAGACCCAGUCUUUAACAGUCUCUUUCUUCAGAAAUGCUGCCUGCCUAACUGAGUGCUCCUAGCAUUUCCUGUAUUUACAGUAAUUCUCCCAUCAAUCACAUCCAUGGGGGCUGGGUGAGGCAAUGGGUGUCUGAUGGAGAGAUUUACAAUAACCAAUUAGUUUAUUGACAAUAAGAUAGUCUAAAAGUCAUAAAUCUAAAUGAGGAACAUAGGGGUUUGGGGUACAGAUGCUUCAAAAUUUGCAAAUGGUAGAUCAGAAUCAGAUUUUAAUGAAGACUCAGAUCAAACCUCGAUGCAAAAACCUGCACAUGUUUAAAGUCUGAAACAAAGAGACAUUGAUUCAAUUCAUAACAUGAUUUACGCCUCCUUAAAAUUAGCAAAAUUUAAAAUUGAUCAGUGCUGUGAACUUUACUCAGGGUUGCACUCCAGGCAACUCUCGGUUCCUGCAACUCCCUCCGAAGCUAAAGAACAACUGGACAUUGGUCAACAGCCAUGGAGCUCAGCAGGGAUGAAUGGUCAUAAAUGUGGUAAAUUCCUGGAAUGGUAGGAUUUCAUCUGAAAUUAUUGACUGGAGGGAAUAUUUCCAUUCAGACCCAUCUACCUCCUGAACCUCGGAGUGACUUCGAUAACCCAUGCUAAAACGAAGAAGCUGUCUCCACAAGGUGUGCGGGUAUCCAUUAUUGACUUCAGAGGAAUCUCCUAUGACUUUGAGUUGUGUGCAGUAGAUUCUUUUGGCAAUGGAGAAUAUCUAGUGCCUUCAAGUAUUUCUGAAGGAUUCAGUCCUUCCACUUGGAUGUUCAAUGUCAUGAAUCAGUCUCUAAGCCACUCCUCAUUCAUUGCAGAAGUCCACACAUCUGUGUCCUCUCUCUUUGUUGUUUGGGAUUUGCUCUAGCUUCCUCCUCCAACAUCUGACUGGGAAACUGGAGGGAAAUGUAUUCCCUCAGAAGGUCAAUUAGAAACGUUCCCAACCCCUCAUGCCUUAAGGGCAAAUACAGAGGAUGUAUCGAUCACACCAGGAAUUGACAGUGAUGGUAACUCAGAGGAACUUCUCACCUCACAAACAUAUUUUGCAUUGAUUUCAUCAUCACACCGAGAAGGACAAAUGGAAUGGGACAUGACAUGAAUGAGUACCCUCCUUCCCAUUCCCUAUCCUGACCACUGGGGAAACGGCUCCUUUGACUGCUGGGCACUGUUGUAUGAGGAAUAAUGAGAGAAUUCCCGUGGACAACCUCUAUAGAGGACAUGCCUCAAGGGAAGGACAGUCAUUGGACCCCACGUACACUGGAGAAACAUUUGUAAGAGGAUCUUUAAAGUAUCAGACAUCAAAAUGCAGCUGGAAGUCAAGUGUUGCAAUUAUUAGAAUGUGUUUCAAUUCAGCACAGAUUCCACUGUGAUGUUUACAAAGAACUGUGCAAGUAUGAAGAAGUACACAGAAAUUUUGGGAUCAGAUGGACUGCUCUUGUACAGACUGGCUGGACUUAAAGGAAUCUCCCUGUGCUCAAACCCUUGGGUAUACAUCCUCAAUCUCUGUAUUUUAUUUCACCAGGCAGUGAGGUUCCAUUAGUGAGUCCUUAUUCAAUGUCUCAAAAUCGGAAAUCAGAAGAUUUGAUGAGGUACAGCUUGAUGCAUUCCUGACCAUUUGCUCACUUGGGAUGGAGGCAGAGUGUCCGUAGCCUAGCUCAUGAUGAGAGUGAGUGUUCCUGCUUCUUAGUGUUGUUGUGGCACCAGCCCAACCUGUAGCUCAUGUAUAUUGGAAUGGAGAAGGGAAGAGCUUGAGGCACUCGCUCUAUCGUGCUCCCACCAGUACCCCCAAUACCAGCCAAGGAGAUUACAGCUCUGACUUUGCUGCUGUCCUCAAAAACUUGCAAUAAAGACCUCUAGGGAUGCAGGGAAACCACCGUGUAUACUCAGAAUCCUUUGUUAUGUGACCACUAAUGCCAGGCAGACAAUCUCUAAAGAAAAUUGAUAAUAUCUGGGGUCACCCGUCUUAUAAAAACACUGCCCAGAAAAAAGCAAUGGCAUACCACUUUUGUAUAAAAAGUUGUCAAGACCAAUCAUGGUCAUGGAAAGACUAUGAUCGCCCACGUUAUAGGACACGGCAGGAAACGAACGGAAUACUCUGUAUUAAGCCUGCCAGUACAGAAACAGGCCUCCAUCUGUGUCUAUGUUAGCGAAGUAUUAUCUCUAUUGAUGUAAUUGCACAGUAUUUGGCACGCAGUCUCCUAUACUUUGGCAUUACAAGUAUUUGAAGGGCUCAUCUAAAUUCUUCCUAAGUGUGAGAUUCUCUGCCUCGAAGAUCCCGUUCGGCAGUUUGUUCCAGUUUUCAGCCACCAUCUGUGGCAAAAUGAUUUUCCUCAAACCCGUCUGAAUCUUCUACUUCUCUACAAUCUUUUACUGCGUGAGGGAGUCUUUACCUUUAAUGCGAGCCAGCGAAUCCUGUAGGGAUGUUAAUACGUGCUCCUCAAAGAACGUAUUUCUCUAUCAGGAGCCCGCUGUAGCAUUGUUUUGCCCAACUGGGAAAAAAAAAGUCUAUGCUGUCUCUCCUUAGGACUGAAAUGCUACAAAUUUCAGCCAGCAUGCUAGUGACUCUGCUCUGCAUUCUGUCCCAUACAAUCGCAUUCUCCCUGCGGCGUGUCAGCCAGAAUGACACACAAUAAUCCAGAUCUUUCUUGAAGGAUGUUAUAUAAACUGUACUGUAACCACUCUUUACUAAGAAUCUAUGACUUGGAGUACAAAGACAAGAAUACCCUUUGGCUUCUCUGCUAUCUCUGCUGGGACUGCAAGGUCACAAGCGUCGAAACAGAAACCAAAGGUUUCGUCCGAUCAAGAUGGCGCCAGCGAACAACGAUUCCGCGGGCAACAACUUCCAGAUAGCCAAUCAUUUCAGCUGUUCUAUAUCUACCACUUUUUAACUUAAUUUUAUUUUCGAAAUUGUUGGAGCCCAGGACUUACAGUCUGUAGUUCGAUCGAGUGAGCUAGCUCUCUGCUACGAGGAGAAGCUCAGGGACGAGAUGGGGGGUCAUGAUUGACUACAUCUGUCGCGGAUUAAAGCGUCGAGGUAGAUUGGAACAUCGAAGGAGAGCGAGCUGUUCUCAGAGAGCCCGCUGGUUCGAGUUGCUGCCGUCGGAGAGGUCGUUGCGUCCCGAAGCUGAUAGGUGAUAGAUGAUAUCGAAAUUCUGAGACAUAUCGUUUGGACUGUAGUUCACGUUGGCCUCUUUCAGUCUAUGUUUUUUCGCUCAUUCUUUCUUGUUGGGGAUUGGCAGGCUAGCGGGAGGGGUUGG
Messenger RNA from Hypanus sabinus (Atlantic stingray), 8121 nucleotides. RefSeq lists its product as uncharacterized. The coding region runs from base 273 to 4133 and encodes 1286 amino acids. Gene Ontology annotation, molecular function: GTP binding; protein binding. NCBI's taxonomy places the organism in Eukaryota, Metazoa, Chordata, Chondrichthyes, Myliobatiformes, Dasyatidae. The transcript is spliced from 3 exons. The record is from RefSeq and is a predicted model, not a curated record.